Molecule: messenger RNA, 3892 nt
Organism: Lineus longissimus
Lineage: Eukaryota; Metazoa; Nemertea; Pilidiophora; Heteronemertea; Lineidae
Exons: 15
Coding region: 225-2960 (911 amino acids)
Cellular component (GO): plasma membrane
Molecular function (GO): signaling receptor activity; ligand-gated monoatomic ion channel activity
Source: RefSeq, a predicted model, not a curated record
CCGCACCUCAUGCGCAGCAGUUCCGUCACACCACGUGCAGUUUCCCGCCUCAGUUGCUUCUAAAACAAAUCUCAGUAUUUCUCAGACGGGCAGGUGGUACCCCGGCGAUGAUUUAUAUUUGUAGUCUGAAGGAUAGCUAAUGACUCGUGUAGGAUUACUGUGUGUGAUACUGUAGCCUAGCUGGUAAACUGCCUUCAACCAUUCUCUUGAGGUAAGUUGUCGCGAUGUCUCCUCUGUCCACCCUCUUUCUCAUCCUUCCUCUCAUCACUGUCGUAUGGAGUAGCGGGGGAAUGGUCAAGGACAACUGCACGGCCCUCCCGGCAAUAAUCGGUCUGUUACCAAUGGAAGGCGAGGAGAGCCUAUUCGCAGCCGACUCGUUCGACCCCCGCCUCUCAAACACCAACGUGACGACGGAAGUCUACAGUAAGAUCUUUUCUCACUGGACCAGUGUCAAGAAAAUCUUCAUCCCAUUGGACCAGCGACAUGAGAAGAGAAAGUUGAGUCCUUCGGCAAAGAAUGGAACGCAGAUCUACAAGCAACUUGCCGGUGUCGACAUCAUCGUAGGCCCUUACUACCCUGUCAUCGCGAGCUACGCAAAGAUGAUGAACAUAGCAUACAUUCUGACCAAGCCCCCGAACCUUCACAUCGAACGGAAAAUGACGGAAGAAUCCAAUGACAACCGCGUGCUGUUUUCAAUAUGGCCGUCGUGGGAGACGUUCUACCGGGAUUCAGUGGAAGCCAUGUUGGAUUCCCGGAAGGAGCGGUCGGAGUGGGGCAUUAGGUCACUUGGGAGAGUCCUCAUCAUACGGGAGGGCCUCAGUGAGGAUUCUUUAGAGAUCGCCAACCUUCUCCAGACUCUCCUUUUGGAAACGGGGCGAACCACUCGGAUAAAGAUGGUCACCCUGACAAAGAAGGAUGAGGAACACACCCUGAGCAUUCUCAAAGACGUGGUGGUGCCCAUUAGACCGCACAUCAUCGUGUAUCUGUAUGACAGGCAGGAUGACCUGAACCUCUUGUUUGAGCUUUACAGGACAAUUAUCGUAGAACAUCAUAUGGGAUCCUACGUGACACAGGCUGAGUGGUUCUUCUGGGACAUGACUUCGCCAUACAGCGGCCUAAUGAGAAAACUCCUCACCGGGGACGGCUACCAAAUGGCUCGAAAGUUCAAGCUGCGAAGCGUCGGUCUCGAACCAUGCGUCCCCUUUGAUCACAUCCAUUGCGACUCGAUCCUGAAGGAAUCGACAGAAAUCGCAGGUUUCACCGAGGCCAUUGAGUUCUCUAUGGUGAUGAUGUGUAAAUACGAAAUCUUCUCAGGGUACAGCGCCAAGGAUAUCUUUCUGUCCAUUUUAAGAUUGACAGACCUAGAGGACGCUACGAUCUACGAUUAUUGCUACACGCACUUCUCUGCGGGACUAUCAUUCCAAAAUGGCUUCCGGAUAUUUCCAGGUAUUCACGUCGGCACACUCCGUCCAAAGAAGGUUUCUGGUACAGGUCUAAAGACUCAUACAUAUCUCUUCUGUACCUCAAAGCUAGAGCUCCACUGGACUAAAUACUUCGAUAAAGAGACGAGAAAUAUCACCCACAAGAUCAUCAGUAUCAAGAGGAAGCCGACCCUCUCCACAAAAAGGCCCGCUGAUGCGCCGGUGUCAGUGGUGGUGGUCAGGGAAGAACCGUUUGGAUUUCAAAACAAGUACGGAGGUGGUUGGUCGGGACUUACUGUAGAUAUAGUCAAGAAGGCCUUUGAGAUCAUGACCAAGAAGCGAGGUGUGUUGAUAAAGUACCACAUGUAUGCCACGAAGAAGAACGAGUAUGGUUCCCUGAAUAAAGAGAACAAGACGUGGACUGGAGCCAUGGGCGAGCUCCAGUCAGGGAGAGCAGACGUAGCAAUAGGAAUGAUCUCGAAAACGAAGGAGAGAAAGCACUACUUCGCCUUCACGCCAGCGUUUGAAUACGUGGGUAUAACGUACAUGGCGUUGAAGGAGGAACACCCGGGCAGCAUGUUUGGUUUCUUGAAGCCAUUCGAUUCUAACCUCUGGUGGGGCAUGUUUGUGGUGUUUAUCCUCUCAGCUGUAUUCAUCCGCAUCCUGGACUAUUGGAAUCCGUUCUACGAUGCCGUGCCGGAGGAGAACCGGUUCGAUAUCAACGAAAGUAUCUGGUACUCCUUUGGAGUUUCGAGUGGGGCCGGCGGUGGCGAUUUCGCCCCCAUGAUGUACCCCACGCGUGUAUUUACUGUAUUUUACUGGUUCUUUGCGCUCAUUAUAACUGCAAGUUACACCGGUAACUUAGCCAGUUUCCUGACUGAAAAGUACGAAAUUCUACCAACUUUAACUCUGUCCAAGUUGCCGUUCAAAAAGGACUACGAAUUUGGCACCCUGAAGGGGUCCUUUAUGGAAUCGUAUAUCAGGUCUAUGCCAGGGAAUUAUAAGGCAUUGGCAGCAAAUCUGAAGUACGUGGACAGUUAUAAACAUGGCGUGGAGAGAGUUGAAGAUGGCAAGUUUGCCUUUGUCGGGAAUAAUUUGCUUUUGAAAAAUUAUGAAGCUAAAGAUCCGUCCUGUUCCAUAGCUGUUUCCCCCGAAGUGGAAGCCUACACCGAGUUAGCCUUCCCAAUCAAUAGAAAAUGGCCGUUACGGCGAGAUUUCGUCAAUGCGGUCGUCCAGAUGAGAGCUGAUGGUUCCAUAGCUGAUAUACUUAAAGCCUGGCUUCGUUACGAAACCGAGUGCAUCAACGAGGAAGCGGAAGAGGAAGAAGAACACACCAGCCUCGCUCUCAAAAACUUCUAUGGCCUCUAUAUCGUGCUGGCCAUAUGCAUUGCCAUCUCCUUCGUUGUUCUCUUCAUAAAAUUGGGUUAUUUGAAGUGCGUGGAAAGGAACCACGGGACGCCAUCAGCCGACCCCGAGACCUUAAGGAUGAAUGAUAAAGAGGUUCCGCCAGACUCUGAUGACAAAGAGACUGACGUAUGAACGGGUGGAGUUGUGUCAAAAGGUAGAUGACGGUGAUGACAUGACUUGCCUCCAACUUGGCGUAGUUCCAACGCUUCAUACAGCCAAUAAUGCAUCUUGACCCUCCAUGUAUUGACAUUGCUCAGCUUCGAGACACCGUCGGAGGAAAUAGCGCUGGAAGGUCAUGCCAUUAAUGGUGCAAGUGACAGCUAGUGUCAUGUGCAUAAGACAUCAUUAGAAAACUAUGUGACGUAGUUCAGGACGAAGUGCUCUUCAACUGAUAUGUUUGUAUGAAAUGGGGAGCGCUGCUGUUUGCGAUGACGAUUACCGCCAUAUGAUUUCAUGUGAAGUUCUUAUCUCCAACAAGAAAAGCACACGACUAAAGAAAAGCACACGACUACAAGAUGUUGUAAUGAUGUAAAAUAAGUGUAUUGCUCAAGAUUCUCAGGACUACAUUGAAAGGAGUUCUGCCGUAGUGCUACUUGGUGUGUCAAUUGAAAAGUUGAUGAAACUAUCAUUAGUUAUGUACAAGAAAAACAUCAACUAACGUUAAUAAACAGAGUGUAUUCCGAUUUCAAUAACACGCGUUGAUAGUGCGUGUUCACGUACAACUAAAGUCGAUGAUUCGAUUUUGUGAUAGCAUGUUAGUGUCAAAUCAUGGUGUUGGUGGCUCUGGGCCAUGUUGUCGGUGCUCCUCUGAGAAUAAGUGGCAAAACUGGAUAAAUUCUACCUUGAUUCACCUUGACAAGGUUUGGCCUGUGUGUUUAGCUAUUCCCAUGUAACAAUCCCAUUGCUUUUUGCAAUUGAUUUUGUAAAUACAUGUACGAUGUAUACGUCCACAUUUUAGUGUUUACAAUUUAUACCUCACAUUUUGUACACAAUAUAUUAGACAGUACACGUUUGUGAAUUUCUUUAAGAAAAUAAAGCAAAAAUACAAGCGAACUAUGUGACGA